AUGGAAUCUUCCGGCCCCCAACCAAACACGGAAGCCAACGUUGCUCCACUACCUCCGAAUGACGCCGUGAUGAGCCUUCGAUUGGGGAAGGCCAAGACGGUUGGCCCGUCUAGAAUCCGUACGGCGAUUAACAAACAACCGCAGCAAGGACUGGUUCAAAUUACAGACCUCGGACUUGUCGGAGAUGAACAGUGCUAUGAAUUCCACGGCGGAGUUGACAAAGCGAUUCAUCAUUAUUGUUCCAGCCACUACCAAACCUGGAACGAAGAAGCCCCUGGCCGCGAGCAUCUUUUCAAAGUUGGGGGCUUUGGCGAGAAUAUCUCCGCAGCAUACAUGCAUGAAGGAAAUGUCUGUGUAGGAGAUAUUUAUCGCUUAGGAAAACAUGUCCUCGUCCAAGUCUCGCAGCCUCGGCAGCCUUGCUACAAGCUAAAUCAUCGAUUCGAGUACAAGAAGACAUCCAAGUCUUGUCAGAACUCUGGCCGAACAGGGUGGUAUUAUCGCGUUCUCCAACCAGGCUAUGUGGCAGAGGGCGACCAAAUCGAGCUUGUCGAGCGCAUCAACCCUACUUGGUCUCUUUCGCGAGUGCAGAAUUUCCUCUAUCAUGACCCGGGAAAUGCCGAGGCCUUGGCUGAGCUUAGCUACCUUCCUGCACUGGCAGCAGAGCUGCUCACUUUGUUCAGCACUCGACUGUUACAAGGCGUUGAGGAUAUGCAAGGUCGACUCGUCGGGGAUUUGGCACCGACAGCCUGGCGGUCGUUCAAACUUGUGGAAAAGACAUCUUUGACAUCCAGAGUUAAAAGAUUUGUGUUUGUUGAUGCCGAUGGCAGCAUGGAGCCUGCGGAUAUGGAGUUGUCAGCUUUUGCACACGUCCGCUUGAAGUUUGGCCCUGGUUCUUGCUAUUCAAGGGCAUAUUCAGUCGUGUCUGGCACCUUUGAGAAAUUUGAACUUGGCAUAGCUCUGGACGACAACUCGCGAGGCGGAUCGCGUUACUUGCACAACAAUCUCAUGGUUGGGGAUAUCAUUCAGGUUGCAAAGGGCAAGCAAGCGGUAGCGGCGCAGGACAGUAUCGAAACCGAGGAUAUCAGGAAGCAUAUCUUCAUCAUCGGUGGCAUCGGUAUUACUGCUUUCCUUGCUGAGAUCAGGGCGCUCAUGAACUCGACAGUCCAGUUCGAGGUGCACUACGCUGUGCGGAGCCGACGCGAUGCAUGUUAUCUUGACAGCCUUGCUCUUGACUGCACGACUAUCUAUGCGAAAGAUGAGGGACGAAGGCUUGAUCCUAAUUCCAUCAUUCACGGACCAAGCAAGGAGCUGGUAGUCGACACCAAAGUUUACGUCUGCGGCCCAUCUUCCCUACUUGACGCAUGUCGCAAUUUGACCACAAAGUUUGGAUAUCCGCGCUCUCGUACCCACUACGAAUCCUUCGGCGGGGCUUCAGUGGGCAAGGGCGAGCCAUUUGAAGUUGAGAUCAAGCGAAUUGGUAGAAUCCUUCCAGUACCCCAGGAGAAGUCACUCUUGGAUGUUUUGGUUGAGGCAGGUUUUGAUGUUGAAUCCUCGUGCCUUGUUGGAAAUUGUGGCACAUGUAUGGUGGACCAUUGUGGAGGAGAAAUUGUUCACAAUGGCGUUGCACUCGACGAAGAACAGAAGGAGACCACCAUGUUGAGUUGUGUGAGUCGUGGAAAAGGGCGCAUAAGGAUUGACUGUGAAGAAGUAUGA
Messenger RNA from Ilyonectria robusta, 1713 nucleotides. Its product is annotated as pyruvate kinase-like protein. The record is from RefSeq and is a predicted model, not a curated record. The transcript has a single exon. Bases 1 to 1713 code for a protein of 570 amino acids. Gene Ontology annotation, molecular function: molybdenum ion binding; 2 iron, 2 sulfur cluster binding; pyridoxal phosphate binding. NCBI's taxonomy places the organism in Eukaryota, Fungi, Ascomycota, Sordariomycetes, Hypocreales, Nectriaceae.